Molecule: messenger RNA, 1539 nt
Organism: Sporothrix schenckii 1099-18
Lineage: Eukaryota; Fungi; Ascomycota; Sordariomycetes; Ophiostomatales; Ophiostomataceae
Exons: 1
Coding region: 1-1539 (512 amino acids)
Source: RefSeq, a predicted model, not a curated record
AUGGUCCGCGAAGCGAAGCCCCCGGUCGUGCCUCCACGCCCAAACAGGCUGCGGCCACGGCCUCACUCUCCUGCACCACCGACGUCGUCUUCUCCUUUACCGCUGGCAGUGGUGGCCGGCGCGCCUCCUCCUCCAUCUCGGCCGCCAGUCCCUCCACCAUCAAUCUAUUCACAACCGAAAUCUGCUGUGACAUCGUCCAAUCUUGGGGUUGUGGAACAGACAAAACCGACUGGAAAAGGGUCGAAAGACAAUGGGCCCAUCAAGGGUGUGGCCACCGAAAAGAAAUCGAGCAAGAUGCUGCCCGCCGGAACGCAGCCGGUAGUGUCGUUUGGCUCCGAUGCAAAUGGUGGGAGCAGGACUCCCUCGCUGGGAUCGGCCGUCUACGUCGUCGAGAAAAGAGACACGGAGAGCUCCGCGGAGAAGCAAAAUGUCAAAGGCAAUCUGGCCAAAGAACCGAGAGCUAGGGAACAGACACCCAACCCAGAACAGGUGUCAACUCGAAAGCAGGUCCCAACGCCAGGAAGCUCCUCGGGAUCGACAGGAAAGCAGAGAGAUGCAAGAAUAAAGAUCACGGACGGAACCAAGAAGAACGACUCCCAAAAAGAGGUCUCUUUGCAGAAGCCAAAGGAGCGGCUCGCGCAGUCGACUGAGCUUACAAGAUCGACACGGUCACAGUCAUCCAAAGCCCGAGGAAGUUCCGUUGGAGACGUCCAGUCCCUUAUUCGAAGCAAUCACAGCAGCAUCAGUGUUGCCAGCACGAUCCAGCAUCUUCAGCAGCGCCAGAAUGUCUAUCGACGCUCCGCCGAGGCGCGCGCCUUGUAUGCCGAGGCCAAAGACCAUUACGGCAAAGCCAAGAAUCAUCUGCAAGAAGCUCUGAGGCUCUCCGUCGAUGUCCUCCGUCUGACACCGCAUAUUCUCGUCGAGAAUGUUGCCGCGAAGGAGAUUGGAUCCAACCGAACGACCAGUACGAGCACCAGUGCGCCUUCCGCCAGUCUUGUGAGCAGAAAUAAAAGCGCACGGCCUGUUCCAGAGUAUCCUGGCCUUGGUAUCCAGUACCGGUCGCUGUUUACGCCCCUUCUGGCGAGCGUGAGCAACAACGACAGAGAUCGGAAGCAAGCAUUGGCAAAAAAACGAGCAGAUGAUGCCUUGGCCCAAGAUCGUGCGGGCUCGAACAGACAGACAGGUGCCAAGGCGUCCGGGGCUAGUUCGUCGCGUAGUGGCCGGUCCAGUGGAACAGCGCGGACUGUCCCAGACCGGGUUCCCGCAACGACAUCUGCUCCGGAGUCGUCGCCGGCUUCCAUCUCUGCGUCGGUUACAAGUAGAGGCACAGGCCAGAGCAACAGGCAGAGGACGAAACGACGGGCUUCCACUAUGGUGCCUUCGGGUCCUGCCUCCGUCUCGACGCGAACUGCGGCCCGGAUGCGUGAUAAUUACGAGUACCGGUCUCGACCGCGGACCAGAAGCGCAGCCAGCCGCAGGCUACGCAAAAGGAAGGAAGAAGAAGUCGACCACGGCAUCCUGUGGUUCUUUUCGUAUUAG